Molecule: messenger RNA, 1032 nt
Organism: Pedinophyceae sp. YPF-701
Lineage: Eukaryota; Viridiplantae; Chlorophyta; Pedinophyceae
Source: the annotation of a GenBank genome assembly
AUGAAGCUGGGCGGCAAGGCUUCGGUGCUGCCGCUGCUGAUCGUGGCGUACAGCCUCGUGGCCAGCACCCUCCUGGUCAUGAACAAGGUCGCGCUGUCCUCGUUCCCGCACCCCUCGACGCUGCUGUUCCUGCAGCUGGCGAUCGCGGCGGCCGGAGUGAAGCUCGGCGACCUGCUGGGCCUGGUCGAGGCAGACCCGCUCACGGCCGACAAGGCCUGGGCGUCCAGCGCGGUGGUGUUGGCGUUCUACGGCGUCGUGAUAUCGAACUUCAAGGCGCUGAGCUACGUGAAUGUAGACACUGUCAUCGUCGUGCGCACCUGCAUGCCCUUCGUGGUCGCCGUCGGGGAGUUCGCGUUCAUGAACCGCAACCUCCCGUCGGUCCGCACCUGGAUCUCCAUGGCCCUCGUCUGCGGCACGACGUCGUGGGUCAUGCUGCGCGACACCCAGGUGCCCACGCUCGGCCUCGUGUGGCUCUCGAUCUGGUUCGGGACCGCCGUCUUCGACAUGCUCUACCUCAAGCACUUCACCACGGCCGUCAAGCUCUCCACCUUCGGCCGCGUUUACUAUACGAACACUCUGUCGUGUAUUCCCGCGCUCAUCAUCAUGGUGGUGCACGGAGAGCUGACGCCGUCAGUGUUCGUGACGCUCUUCACGACGCCGCGGGCGCUCCUCGCCGCGUUCGUGACCGGGCUGCUCGGCCUCGCGAUGUCGAUCCUGAGCUGGGCGCUGCGGAGCGCCGUCUCCGCGCUCUCGUUCACCGUGAUCGGGGUCAUGAAUAAGGUUCUUUCGGUGAUGAUCAACGGCGUCAUCUGGGACAAGCACGGGUCGACGAUGGGCAUGCUGCUCACCGUUGGAGGCAUCCUCGCCGGCGCGCUGUACGAGCAGCCCGCGCCGCGGGAACGCGGGCAGCGCCUGCCUAUUAAUAAGAACCUUGCGCUGGUACUUAUGGUUGGCAUGAUUGCCACCAUCGUGUUCGCUAUUUCGCGCCUCGGCGCGCUGCUGGAGCACCCGACGCCGUUCACGCACCCGUGA